Messenger RNA from Octodon degus (degu), 1105 nucleotides. RefSeq names its product melanocortin 4 receptor (gene Mc4r). Gene Ontology annotation, molecular function: melanocyte-stimulating hormone receptor activity. Bases 50 to 1051 code for a protein of 333 amino acids. NCBI's taxonomy places the organism in Eukaryota, Metazoa, Chordata, Mammalia, Rodentia, Octodontidae. Gene Ontology annotation, cellular component: membrane. Gene Ontology annotation, biological process: G protein-coupled receptor signaling pathway. The record is from RefSeq and is a predicted model, not a curated record. The transcript has a single exon.
CAUUAACCCAGGAGAUCAGCUCAAGGGGAUUUGAAUCCACCUGCUGCCGAUGAUGAACUCCACACAGCACCACAGGAUGCACACUGCACUUCACUUCUGGAACCGCAGCAACUACGGACUGCACGGCAAUGCCAGCGAGCCCCUGGGGAAAGGCUACUCCGAUGGAGGUUGCUACGAACAACUUUUUGUCUCCCCGGAGGUGUUUGUGACUCUGGGUGUCAUAAGUUUGUUGGAGAAUACUCUGGUGAUCGUGGCAAUAGCCAAAAACAAGAAUCUGCACUCACCCAUGUACUUUUUCAUCUGUAGUCUGGCUGUGGCAGAUAUGCUGGUGAGUGUUUCCAAUGGAUCAGAAACCAUUGUCAUCACCCUGUUAAACAAUACAGACACAGACGUGCAGAGCUUCACAGUGAACAUUGAUAAUGUCAUUGACUCUGUGAUCUGUAGCUCCUUGCUUGCGUCAAUCUGCAGCCUGCUUUCCAUUGCGGUGGACAGGUACUUUACUAUAUUUUACGCUCUCCAGUACCAUAACAUCAUGACAGUUAAACGGGUUGGGAUCAUCAUCAGUUGUAUCUGGGCAGCUUGUACAGUCUCGGGCAUUCUCUUCAUCAUUUACUCAGACAGCAGCGCUGUCAUCAUCUGCCUCAUCACCAUGUUCUUCACCAUGCUGGCUCUCAUGGCCUCUCUCUAUGUCCACAUGUUCCUGAUGGCUAGGCUGCACAUUAAGAGGAUUGCUGUCCUUCCGGGCACUGGUACCAUUCGCCAAGGUGCUAACAUGAAGGGUGCAAUCACUUUGACCAUACUGAUUGGGGUUUUUGUUGUCUGCUGGGCCCCGUUCUUUCUCCACUUAAUAUUCUACAUCUCUUGUCCCCAGAAUCCAUACUGUGUGUGCUUCAUGUCUCACUUUAACUUGUAUCUCAUACUGAUCAUGUGUAACUCCAUCAUUGAUCCUCUCAUUUAUGCACUUCGGAGUCAAGAACUGAGGAACACCUUCAAAGAGUUCAUCUGUUGCUACCCCCUGGGAGGCCUCUGUGAUUUGUCUAGCAGAUAUUAAGUGGAGUCAGAAAACACACUAAAACCCUGCAAAGGACUUUUUCAUUCUUGUACA